CGGUGCCCACAACUUUCCCGCCCAAUCGAUAAUCAAUCAAAACAUCUCGCGACUUGAAUUAAACGUCGAUUUUCUAAUAGCCAACACAGUGCGGUUGAUUUCACUUCGACUGUCCGCUCCUAUCCGGAUCGAAGGACCAAUCGUCGCAACUGUCCGUUUCGGCCUGUUAACCCCCUUUCGGAGAAGGUCCUACCUCAAGUUUCUGAGAAAAUAAUCCGCGGAUAUUCGAGAUCUUAUAGACUCGGUGACUCCGGAGGACGUUCUUUUUUUCGUGCAGGGAAAACUCAAGACUGUCGUGCGUGAUACUGUGAUGACUUAGUGUUUUCCAAACUUCCUUUCACCUCUUGGAUUUGGUGAAAAAUCGGGAACAUGUUCAUCCUUGCGAUUAUCUUCCUUUUCCUGGGCUCUUCUCCGUGCAAAACAGCAUCGGUCGGAAAAGAUGUACCAAUGGUAGAUGUGGAAGUGGUUGCAGGAGAUCCAGUAUAUUUACCAUGUGAUAUAUCGACUAGUGACCCUGGUGAUCAAGUACUUUUGGUGUUGUGGUAUAGGGAGGAUCUCGGUACUCCAAUAUACAGUGUCGACGGUCGAGACAGGGACUUCAGCCUGGCAGAACGGUGGUCCGACGAAAACGUGUUCGCGAAUCGUGCCUAUUUCAUGCCAGAAAAACAGCCAGCCGAAUUGGGUGUCGAUCACAUCCGCGAGGCUGAUCAGGCCGUUUACCGUUGUCGCGUCGAUUUCAAGAUAGCGCAAACAAGGAACUCGAGGGUGAACCUGACAGUCAUAGUUCCACCCCAGAAAAUGGUUAUUACAAAUGAGUCUGGAACAUCCUUGACUUCCGUUGUGGGACCUUUUCCCGAGGGUGCAUCUUUCACCCUAAGAUGUGAUGUUUAUGGAGCUAAACCACCUCCUGUCGUGACAUGGUCUAGGAACGAAGUUGUUGUCAGUAAUCAGAGUACGGUCCUUCCCUCAGGAGGAUCCUCGUAUGUCAGAAGUGAACUCAGGAUAACUGGGCUUGGUAGGAGAGACGUCCACUCGGAACUUACAUGUAGAGCUACUAAUAACAACAGAACCCCACCACUUGCUGCAACAUUACAUGUUGAUAUGAAUUUUGGUCCGCUCGACGUUAAGAUCCUGGGAGCCAACCAGCCUCUGUCGGCUGGCCGAAGAUACGACCUCUUAUGUCAGAGUUCGGGAUCCAGACCCCCGGCUAGUAUAACCUGGUGGAAAAACGGCCAGCGUUUGGAGCGGACUAAGGACACGACGUCCAACGACGGCAACACGACAACAAGCACGCUCUCCUUCGUUCCCAAAAAAGAAGAUGAUGGAAAGUAUCUGUCUUGCAGGGCAGAGAACAAGGUGAUGAAUGCCGAGGGAUUGGAAGACGGAUGGCAGCUCGAGAUACACUAUACUCCCGAGGCGCAGAUAAUUCUCGGAGCCUCGCUGAACCCGGACGCGAUCCGAGAGGGUUCCGAUGUCUACUUCGACUGCAUCGUCAAUGCUCACCCACCUGUCUACAAAGUGGAGUGGCGUCACAAUGGUCGGCAACUGAAUAUAAACGUAGCUGCAGGAAUAAUCAUAAGUAACCAAAGUCUAGUUCUCCAAGGUGUCUCUAGAUCCACAGCCGGAAAUUACACUUGUGUUGGAUAUAAUACAGAAGGGGAUGGAGAAAGCAUACCCUUCUAUCUCAAUGUUUUGUACUCGCCCACCUGUAAACCGAAACAAAUCAACAUCUACGGUGUUGCAAAACAGGAAAGAGCCCAAAUCACAUGCCAAGUAGACGCCAAUCCUCCUGACAUCCAGUUCAAAUGGACGUUCAACAACUCCGCAGACUCGGUAGAUGUCGCUCAGUCACACAUUGCCCGCAGUGGCACGUCUAGCAUUGUUUCCUACACGCCCAUGACCGAAUUGGAUUACGGAACGCUCCUCUGCUACGCUUCCAAUAAAAUUGGGUCUCAGAAGGUGCCUUGUGUAUUUCAUAUCAUCGCAGCUGGUCGACCUGAUCAAGUACACAACUGCACUGUCACAAAUAUUUCGAUGACUUCAUUUUCUGUGAAGUGCUCAGAAGGUUUCAACGGUGGACUACCACAAUCUUUUUUUCUUGAAGUCCGAGAAAGCCAAUCACAAGAACUCAAGAGCAACAUGUCAUCUCCAGUGCCGCGUUUCAGCGUUACGAGACUAGAAGCCGGAGUUCAAUACCAGAUCUCCCUGUUUUCCUGCAACUCGAAAGGGAGGAGCGAGCCCGUUACACUCCAAGCCUUCACGCUCCGUCUGCCAGAAAAACAGCUCACCGCGGAAAAAGAUACUCAGCUGGCGUCAUUCCGUUUCACUCCAAUGAUGAGCGUGCUGAUUGGCGUGGUAUCCGCCCUUCUGAUAGUCGCCCUAGUCGUUGUCGUGGUGCUGAGAGUGCAAUGCAGUCAGGACGACAGGAUGAAGCGUCACAAAAAUGUCGGAUCUGGAGCUGGUUCCCUGGAGCACAGGGGGAGCGUAUGCGGUCCCACAAUGAACGACAAAGGAGGUGGAAGUCCAAUUUCGAAGCACGAAUCGAGCGGAGGAGAAUACGAGAGUGACGAAAAAAAUCCCGACAUUAUUCCGCAACCUGUUGACGGUGAAGAUUCUGGCAGCGAUUACAUGAGAAAAAGACAACACAUCUCCACGAUAGAAACAUCUCCCAGUAGAAGUUUAUUACAUCAGGCCAGCAAUUCAGCCACACCGGUUAGCGGAGGGUACAUGGGUUAUUGCACCCUCAGGAAUGGCAUGCCCCUACACGAAUUAACAACACAAUCUCACCCAACUUCCCUCAUGAGUCCUUAUCCACAGUACACUCUGCCAAGACAAUCUCAACAGGCUCAGUGGCAAUAUGGACCAAUCGGACAUCUGCCUCCUGGAAUUUACCCCAUACCUUACCAGGGCUCUCAUCUCCCACAGCAAAGACAGAGACCAGCCUCUAGAGAGCCGCCCAUACCUCUUCAACCGCUUAUGCAGCCCCCUGAGGAAGAAUCAUCAGUUGAAACUCCUCUUAUGAUAAAUAAACGUGAAAGCACUGUUUGACAUGCAACUGUUUUGUAAACGCUGCUCAAAUCAUCUUCGAUACCUUUCUGACAAAUUUCUUCAGGGUACUUUUUCAUUAAAUUCAACCUUGGACUUACGUAAGAAGGAGAUUAACAGAAUAAAUGUAGACAAAAUAUCUUAUCCAGAUCACGUGAUGUUCUAGUGGAUGUUCGAUUUCAUUUUCAAAAUUAUUCUAGAGCUUAAUCUCAAUUUCUAUCGUAUCAUCGGAUUGUUUUUUCUUUCUGCAGUUUCUGCGAUUUCGCAGAUUGACUCUUGAAAUCAACAAUUCCUGCAACAUUUCCUCAUAUCAUAUAUAUAGCUUCUGCUAUCUAGGUACAAUUCCUAAAGUCUUAUUGUUAUAUUAUCAUCACACCGCAAUAAAAUCUGAGGAGGAGCUUUAUAUGGUACAGACAUAGGUAGGUUAAGAACAAUUUACUUUGUUUUCUGCUAAGAAUCAAUUUCCAAUCUCGUCAAAAAGAUAAAUCUCAUUGUCCCGCUUCAUUGUAAACUGAUAAAUAUUUCAACUGGAAAAAAUGAAUUUCCUUCAUUUGGCCAGAUCUGCACAUGUUUUCAUUUAAAACGCAAUACUCAGUUGUAGUGUAAUCAGUGGCGACACUAGGGGGCAGGGGGGUCCCGAUCCCCUCUAAAAUUUGACAUACUAAGGCUUAAAUAAUUACAAGAUCAGCAGAACUAUAAUUUUCGCGUAUUAUUACGAUUUACUUUGACCCUCAAAAAAAAAUCCGGCUUCCCCUUGGUCCCCCUGUUUUUGAAAGCUAGCGCCGCCACUGAGUAUAAAAAGUCAAAAAGUAAAUAAUAAUUACUUAAAGAAGUGAUAGUGACAUAUCCAAUCAAAUACUUAAAAUUCAAAAAAUAUUUCAGAAUUAUCUGAAUACUUAAC
Molecule: messenger RNA, 3946 nt
Organism: Harmonia axyridis
Lineage: Eukaryota; Metazoa; Arthropoda; Insecta; Coleoptera; Coccinellidae
Product: hemicentin-1
Exons: 15
Coding region: 370-3048 (892 amino acids)
Molecular function (GO): protein binding
Source: RefSeq, a predicted model, not a curated record